Molecule: messenger RNA, 1862 nt
Organism: Caenorhabditis auriculariae
Lineage: Eukaryota; Metazoa; Nematoda; Chromadorea; Rhabditida; Rhabditidae
Source: the annotation of a GenBank genome assembly
AUGAGUGGCCAACAAAACGAUACCCACGCUCGCUUCACCGAUGCUCACGGAAAAGCCAAUCGCGAUCAAGACACCUUGCAGAAUCUUCACUCUCACGACGCGGCUCUGAGGCAAAGGCAAUUUAUUUUACAUAGUUGUAUAGCUCAUUCCGCGCAUUCUUGUCACAAUUUUUGUUUUUUUGCAAGCUACAGAGCUUUUCCCUUUUAUGUCGCUGUGGCACGCAUGUUUGAGACAGUGCUAUAGUAUGUUCAGAUUUCAAAUGUCAAGUCCUCGCUGAAGCCCCGCCCCAUAAUGGCGCGAUAAACCAAUCAGAGAGCGAGCCAUCCACAGAGCAUUUUCGAAUGACGUCAUUCUUCUUGACAUUCAAAAUCUGAACAGACUAUACGGCGGCCGUUCAAUAAUGCGCCGUCAGUUUCGGAGCCAAGUAUUUUUUUUUUAGUUUUCUUUCUUUCUUGCAAUAUGUUAAGGACAUAUUUCUCGAGGUUACAAUGUAAGUUACGUCGCAAAAAGUACUCAAUUUUUCAUUUUAUCACUGGAAAAAACCUAUUUAAACUACCGUAACACGACCGACCUCCUUAAACAGGAGUGCACGUGCAUGCGCUUUUUAUUUAGCCUGAGGUUUCCGUUAUAUUGAAGGCGCAUGCACAGAGACAGACCGCCCGAAUCGAAGAGAAACUUUCCCGAAGGGUUUCACAGUGUUUCCAAACAGGCGGCAGAUGUGGUCAUUGGGCGUGGCUGCAUGCAAUAGUGGCGCGAUAGUGGGAGCCGAUUUUUGUGUAUUUACUGGAUUUAUGACACUUAAUGCCUUUUUUCAGGAAAAUUCGUCGCAUGAAGUCCGAAAACAUUUUUUGCAGAAAAAAAAACUCUGGAGCGUUUUCUCAAAAAAACAUAUUCUGAAUAUUUAGGCACGAAAAAAAAGAAUGAAGUGGCUUCGGCACAAAAGUGUAUAACUCAAAAAGUCGUUUUUGAUAACAUAUUGUCAGUAAAACGUCGGAAAAAAGUUUUGAAAAAAAAAAGCUUUCGCGUUUAUUUUAAGAAACUCAUUCUGAGCAUUCUAAAACAAAAACAUGAACCAAAGAGCUUCUGCAAAAAAAGUUACUUCUCAAAAUGUCCUUUUAGUCGAAAUUUCGGGAUCAUCUCGAUCAAAAAUUAACUCAAGUACCUCUCAAACGCAUCAAACACGGUUAUAUUACACAACAGACAGUGAACGAUACUAUAAACUGAAAAAAUGCGCGAGAAAAAGAGAACCAACCUAAAUUCAAAUUGAAUGAAAUUUUGAGAUGUUGACACGCGCCGCACCCCGUUGCGUUAGAAAGAACUCGCAUUUUUGCCACUUUUUGACUACCAUUUAUUUUUGCUUGCCCGUUUUGAAACACUGUGAGAUCUAUAGCUGGGAGAAUCGAAAAAAAAACUGGCGCGGAAUGGGCUUGAUAGAUUUAGUCGGAAAAAAUUUCAAAUUUUCUCUCUAUUAAAGCAAUUGGUUUCAUUUCAGGGAUCCAACCCAUCACGAUCGCACCAUGUGCGGAAACGACAGCCAGGUACAAAAUUUUCUGUUUCUUUCACUAUAGGCUGAAUCGAGCCUUGUCCAAAUCUCUCUAGAAGUUUUUAGAGAGCCAGCGUUGUCACGAAGUUUUGCAUGAGUGACCUUUUUUUCAGGAGUACCGCAUCGGGGACAACUGCAAGGAAAAGCAGAUCGGAGGCAACCUGGUAUGUCAUUAAUUUUUAUUUUUUCGAUAUUUCUGUUUUCUUAUAACCAUUAACUUUCAAUAAUUACUAACUACGAUGGCCCAUGUGGAAGUAUAAUUCCAGACUUUCAGUGCUGCGAAAAAAAGCAAAACACGGGGCAAAUCUCUACUCACUGA